AUGGGACGAUUGCGGCCGCCCAACAUCUCCGUGCCUGUCGACAGCUGCCGCUCCAUACACCAAAUUCCACAAAAGGUCAAAAGGGUUUUCAAAGGGUACCGUCCCAGUGACAGCUACACUCUCAGAAAUAAAGAAUCACACUACACCGUCUCUCUCUCCACCAUAACUCCUCUGUUCAGUCUUCUGGUCUUCUCUUUAAAGAAGAGAAAGUCCAAGUAUUCGGCGACACGCAGGCUUCUGCUAAAGACCAAACUGCUGAGAAAAGCAGAAAGUUUGCUGGUGAAAGAAAAAGAGCAAAAAGACGUGGAAAGAGAAAACGCCCUCAGGGAGAAAGCGCCUCCCCUUAAACUCUCUGGCCUUUCUGUUCAAGAACUGCAGGAGCUUUGUAAAGAUUUGCACGAAAAGAUCGACAUUGUGGAUGAAGCGCGAUAUGAUCUUGCUAUAAAAGUCGCCAGGAAUGAUGCAGAGAUUGUGUCGCUUACCCAGAGGGUCUAUGAACUGAAGGGCAAAAUGAAGCGGCCAAAGCUGAAGCGGGUGAAGAAGUCUGCAGGUGCCAUGCUGGGUGCCCUCACAGACAACCGAAUUAUGAAAGCUGACUUCAAAGCAAAUCUCAAAACAGUGAAAAAAGAAGAGGAAAAGAAGGAAGAGGUGACGGACUGGAGGAAAAACGUGGAGGCCAUGUCAGGCAUGGAGGGCAGGAAGAAACUCUUCAACGCCGGGCAGUAGACAAAAACUGUGCAAUAUUUUCACCAAUAGGGGGUUAUCUUCAUAUAACAAUGAUUACUUAAAUUUUAAUUACCUUGAAUAUUGUUUGGUAAAUUAUUCAUUUUGUCAGCCAGCUGUGUGCUUGCGAUAAAAUGUGAUGAAAUAAAUAUGUGGGCACUUUCCGUAGAGAAGGAUAAUAUUCAUAUCAUAUCGCCUAUGUGUAAAUAUUUGCUUCAUAUUCUUGUGUUGAUUGAAACAAAUAAGGUUCACCUUCUAGCAUGCUGAUUUUAUUACCUAUUUGUAGCAAUACAAGCAUUUCAUUUUUAAUAAAAUCCACCAUAUUAAAUAAA
Molecule: messenger RNA, 1055 nt
Organism: Paramisgurnus dabryanus
Lineage: Eukaryota; Metazoa; Chordata; Actinopteri; Cypriniformes; Cobitidae
Source: RefSeq, a predicted model, not a curated record